CACCGUACGUAGUACGCGUAGUGCGCGUACUUCAAGCGACACAACCUCAGCCUGCUUGGAUAAAAGCAAAACGUUCAGAUGUUUGUACCUACAUCCGACCUAUGCUAUGCUAGCGUGAAUACAUAGCAUGUAUAUAGUUUUACGCUGCUGUGAUCACAGAACAGUCCGCGUUUUCUCAUUUUUAACAUUUAUUAUGACAGGAACAAAUCGUUUUUCAAAACGCCGAGAAAAAAAAGACAACACCGACGUCAUAUUUAGCAGCCGGAAGUAUCAUGACGCAUUCCUGACGUCUGGAGAAUGGCUGGGCUGCUGAAGAAGACGACCGGCUUGGUUGGCCUGGCAGUGUCUCAAAAUCCACAGGAGCGUCUCAGGAUCCUCUACACAAAGAUCCUGGCAUCCUUGCAGACCAUGCCGCAGGACGCUGCUUACAGGAAGUACACGGAGCAGCUGGUCAAUGAGCGCUUCAGCCACGUGAAAACGGAACCCGAUGUUGAGAAGCUUGAGAAGAAAAUUAACUGCGGUCAGAUUGAAGAGGUCAUUUUCCAGGCUGAGUGUGAGCUGGCGUUAUCGAGGAAGAUGUCCGAGUGGAAGCCGUGGGAGCCGCUGGUAGAGGAGCCGCCCCCCAACCAGUGGAAGUGGCCCAUCUGAGUCUGCGUGUGUAGUGUUCCUGUCAUACUGUCUGUGAAGGCAAAACCUGUGCUUUCAAUGAAGUACUACAUUAAAGUUUUGGAAAUAUUGCCUUUA
Messenger RNA from Haplochromis burtoni (Burton's mouthbrooder), 744 nucleotides. It is a transcript of the gene ndufa5, whose product is annotated as NADH:ubiquinone oxidoreductase subunit A5. NCBI's taxonomy places the organism in Eukaryota, Metazoa, Chordata, Actinopteri, Cichliformes, Cichlidae. The transcript has 5 exons. Gene Ontology annotation, biological process: respiratory electron transport chain. The coding region runs from base 298 to 648 and encodes 116 amino acids. The record is from RefSeq and is a predicted model, not a curated record.